AUGCCCCUCCGUUCAGCCGGAGCGAAGUCGAAGGCCACGCCCAAUGCUUACCGGUCAAUGAUGCGAGCUGCGCCUGAUUCGCUUGCAUCGCGUCGGUCUGGAGCAGCGCCGGAUCGAAAUGAUCGCCGACCAUCUGAUCGAACAGCUUUGGCAAAAGCCGCCGGCAGGCGGAUGCAACCAUGCAGAUCAGGGGAAAGCCGGGAUUCUUGCCGGCAUGGGCGCCACGCCGUCCUGGGUCAGCCGCUGCAUGAAGGGCAUGGGCGCGCUGUCAUAGAGAUUGCUGUGAUGCAUCUCGCGCUUCUGGAGGAUCGGGAAGAUGAUGACCGACAUAGGCGCGCUGCAUGGGAUGCUCACGACAACCGUCACCGGCAUCUGCAUCGGAUCGACCGCCAUCAUCUGCGGAUCGGCCCAGACAAAGCGAUUCGGCGCGAGAGCGGCAGCAGCCUGAGCGAUCGUGGUGGUGGCGGCACCGUCAUCGGCGGCCAUGGCCGGCGCGGCUAUACCAGCGUCGUUGCGCCCAGCAGGGCGGCAAAAGCAAACCUUCAUAUCCCUUUUCGGCGAGUUCAUAAUUUCUUAAACCCGUCAAGCCACAUUUUGUGCCGAGCGAAAAUUUUUGCGCUCGCGCGGAACUUUCGUCGAAUCGAUGGAACCAAGCGAUCAACCGAUGGCCGGCGGGCGAAAUUCCGCCUCUGUUCUGCUAUCUGA
Acanthosepion pharaonis is the source of this 705-nucleotide messenger RNA. The record is from the annotation of a GenBank genome assembly. Lineage: Eukaryota; Metazoa; Mollusca; Cephalopoda; Sepiida; Sepiidae.